AAAUUUAUGCUAAUAUAUGUACAUUAUAUGUAUAGCACAAAUAAACCGUUUAUUAGUUAUUUUAAGAUUAUGGUUAUGGACAACACUGAAUUUUCUCGAAUAAUUCUCCUUCCCCUAUUAAAUGUCUUUUGUAUUUAACACCCAUGAUCCUUUUGAUUGGAACUGCUUACAAAUCCUCGUGUACAGUACGUAAGUGAUGCGCGAGAAGACAUCAUACAUUCAUUAUUCAUUUAGACACCCCUUAUGGGCCACACCUUCUGGAUACUAAGUAUAGAAUACAAUAAACGGAAACUGGGCGUUUUAACUCUCGGGUCAAUAACUGGGACGCAAGCACUAAAACCGCAUAAUAAAAAUACAUUGUGACCAUGCAGAGGUCAAAAACUAUAACGCGUAGCAGUGUGUUACCAUGGGCACAAAAUGAUAUCCUGAAGCUGAUUAUUUUCGAUAUAAAUAGCGUGUAUUCUGCCCUGACUCAAUAUCGGUACAAGUAUCAACAGAAACAGCACAGUCUGCAUAGAUUUUGUUCAUUCAGCACAACAAAUACAAAAUGCCUUGCGACUUGUCCGGCGUGUGGAAACAUGACAGAAGUGAAAAUCUUGAUGGGUUUUUGGGCGCACUUGGAAUGAACGCCUUAAAGAGAAAGAUGGCGAUGCAAGUAACGCCGGUUAUAGACAUCAAACAGGACGGCGACAAGUUUGUAGUGAAGACAUCAGGUGGACCAAAGACAAACACUAUGGAGUUUACUGUAGGAAACGAGUUGGAAACAGAGAUGUUUGACCAUAAAAUGAAGUUGCUGUCCUCCUGGGACGGGAACAAACUGAUGAUGAACUUCACACCAGUGAAGGAAUGGAAAGGACCAAUGGUCGUCAGCAGAGAGAUUGUAGCAGACGAAAUGGUACAGACAAUGGUGGUUGGAGGCGUGACUUGCAAACGAUUCUUUAAAAAGCAGUAGUCUAGAUCUUUCAACUAUGAUACAAGCGGACUUUUGUAGCCUGUGAAUAUACUGGUAGCCACUAAAAGAAGUGUGGUCAUUUUGAUCCCUUUAUGUUUUUAUUGCUAAAGCCAUAAAGAUGAAAUGAUUGGUCUAGAAAAGAAAAACUAUGGGAGUGUGGUGACAGUCAUUACUAAAAAGGUCUGCUAAAAUAACAUGUUGGCUAUAAGCAUGUUUAAAUACAAUCGUUCUCUGUAAUACAUAUAAGGACUGUUUUUAUAAUAAAUCUACUUAGACAUUUAGUUGUGAGAAAGAAGUAGGCCUACAAUAAAGUGGACAGCCUUCAAAAAGGGCGUGGAUUUAAAUGUGUUAGAUUUAUAUUUGGUUUUAGUACUAAUUUUGGACUGAAUCAGUUCUGUUGGAUGUCUUCAACUACCUAAUGCCCCUUUCUACUGGGUGACAAGUUGACAACUGACACGUACGGGUGUUACAAUAAUGGCAGUCCACAAUAGGAACCGUAGUCCGCUCCCCAUACGGGUGAUAUUCGCCCCAUAUACUUCCCCCAAUCAAGGAGUUAUAACUCCUUGCCCCAAUACUCCGUAACUCUAACCUGCACUUAGCAUAUGGGACCCCGAUAUCUAGGACUACCAUUGCUGUCACACCGGUACAUAGUACAUACGCUCGUAUACAGUAUGUAUGUUGCAGUAUUACACAUAGUACAUGUACUUCCAAACCCCUCAAAUCCUCAAACGUGAUAAUUAAUCACUGAUUAGCGAUGAUUCGAAUCAAACUAAUUCGAAAUUAUUAUCAAAGCCUAACUUAAGCUAUAAAUAAUUAUAACUCGUGGUUGAAUUAUUUGCAUAUAAUCAAUUCCGUUUGUGUUCAA
Molecule: messenger RNA, 1817 nt
Organism: Lingula anatina
Lineage: Eukaryota; Metazoa; Brachiopoda; Lingulata; Lingulida; Lingulidae
Product: fatty acid-binding protein, intestinal
Molecular function (GO): lipid binding
Source: RefSeq, a predicted model, not a curated record